AUAAAUGCAUCAUUUUUCUUUUUUUUAGACAAAAUGAAAUUCCACAAGCAGCGCGUUCUUAGAGCCUCCAUAAUCGCGUGUUAGAGUUUCGGAUAGUUCGGUGGACCCAGUUUGGUUGAUAAAUAUGUUAACUUUUUGGGUACUUAUAUGUUACCUUAACGGCAGAGAUGCGUUUUCCGACGCCUGUAGGUACCCGAAUCUCGUGCCGGAAAGGAGGGUCCGAGCCUGCCGUGCGUGGGCCAGAUAAAAGGAGCGGCACGCCGAGGGGGAGGUGGGGAGUCGAGUCCUGCGGACGUCGCGCGUCCCGGAAAAGAAGAAGCGAGAAGAAGCGAGAGGAAGCGAGAGGAAGCGGACGCGAAGGGACGGAGAGCGUCUGGCUCGGGUGACGCGCUCGCCUUUCUCGAGGCGGCGCAAUCGGCCGCGUUACUCUCUCCGCGUGGAGCGACGCGCCGGGGCCCGGGCGCGGGCGCGAGUGGGGCGCGCGGCCCCGACAAAGAGAGGCAAGAGCGGGAACCGCCGUUCCUCCGAAGCCGGGGUCUCGGCAACGGUCAUUUAUCCCCUUCUCGAGGAGGCCGGGCCCGUCAGUCGACGUUCACCGGGCGAGCGGCGCGCUCGCGACAUAUCGGACAGCUUUCGCUGCUCUCGCCGAUCCGAAGGUUACCGAGUGGCGCCAAUCGGUCCGGUCGGUCGCGUCGUCGAGACCGUCCCCGCCGUCCGGGGGUCGUCCCUCGAGAGGGAGGCGAGGCGUCGCCGGGAGGGGACAGCGAGGCCCGGCGAGGGAGAGAGCGAUGACUCUCUCCGACCCCGGCGGAGACGCGAGGGCCCCGCCGACGCUCUUCUAGCACCGAGAGGACCCCGACAUGGCGCUGGCCAACUUCAGCCUGCCGUAUCAGGCCACUCCGUCCCCGUUCCUGUUCCAGAGCCACCGAGCGCCGGAAGCCUUCGGCCCGAGCCCCGACCCGGGGCGCUCGGCCCCCCUGGCCUACGACGACGAGGGCAACGACGAGGAGUCCUACGACAGUCGGCCCUAUUCCGCCCCGGCUUAUUACAGGCAGAGGCAGGCUCACCGAGCGAGGCCUCUUCCUCAGGCCUCUUCCGCGAGAACGGAGACGCGGUUUCCCCCGGGACUCGGUUCCGGGGACUUCGAGAGGACUCAGCCUCGCCGGCAGCCCGAUCGUUUCCGGGAGCCCCUGCCACCGCGGGAACAGCUUCAUCCGCAGCAACAGACGCAGCAACCGCUGCAGCAGUUGCAGCAGCAACAGAGGGCCGUCGAGACCCCCCGCGACGACUACCCCGGGAGACCCGAUGGGUACACCCGGGUCAACGGUGCCGGGUACGGCGGACCCGACGCCAAGACGUCGGUGCACGCCGUCCUCGACUACGACGCCGACGGGGAAGGCGACGCUGAGUUCGAGGACUACCUCGAGGACAACAACCGAGGGGUGCCAAGGGGUGCCCACGUGACCCCUAUCCAGGGUCCCAUAUUCCUAAAGAACGGCACGGUGCCCGUGGUGCCGCUUUUCUCCUAUCCCCAGCUCAACAAUGGGACCUUCGUCCAGAUCCCAAUCCUAUGGACAGCCCUUUCCGUGGCGCUGGGGGUCGAGCUCAGGGGCGACCUGGUCAGAGGGGCGCCCUGCAUCAAGAGGUACCACCAGCUGUUCUGUCCGACCGCUGGGAACACCUACCCCAUAGAACGGAUAGAGAGGUUCAUCGACGAGAACAAGGCCCUGAUGCGCAGGAUGUACGGGGACUUCGAAAUGAGCGAAGGGGAACCGCCACCUCCUCGCGACCCUGGGGCGAGUCGCCGUCGCAGGGACUCGUCGUCGGGGCCUUCGAAGCACGACCUCCCUGACGGUGGUCCCGGGUCGGGGAGAGGUCACCAGGGGAGCGGGGAUUCCUACUUUGGACACGGGAGGUCGACCAGACAGGCCCAUGGAAGUGGACCAACCCCGGCCAACGGGCCCAACUCCGCCAACGCGAAGCGGACGGGCAGGGUCGACGCCUGCGAAUCCAAGGUGGAGAUCGUCACUCCCUAUUGGGCCAGCAACAGCGCCGGCAAGAUCAGGGCCAUCGUGAACACCCAGCAUUUCGAGCAGGCCAUUCAUCAGGAAGUGUGCUCGAAGACGCAGACCAAUCGGUGCAACGGUGACUGCGGGUGCGAGCAGAAGUACAAGUGGCACCGACUGCUGGCCUACGACCCCGACAACGACUGCAAAGGCAUCUUCAUGGACUGGUUCCUCUUCCCCUCCUGCUGCGUCUGCAGAUGCGAACCCACCAGCGGCAAGUUCGCGACAUCCAGCUCCUCCACAUACAAGAGCAAUCCCUGAGCAGGGUCUCAGCUCCACCUGGACGUUAGAGUUCUCCUGUGCCAGGAGACGGUGCCAGCGGAAAGCGACCGCGCGUUCCCUGUAAUCCGGAUCCGGAAUCCGGGCCGCGGACCGAGACCGGACGCGCCGAAAAUGAAGGGAACUACACCGAGCAGAAAUAAAGUCAA
Messenger RNA from Orussus abietinus, 2494 nucleotides. RefSeq names its product protein spaetzle 3 (gene spz3). Gene Ontology annotation, cellular component: extracellular region. Gene Ontology annotation, biological process: regulation of Toll signaling pathway; innate immune response; central nervous system formation. The coding region runs from base 861 to 2327 and encodes 488 amino acids. The transcript is spliced from 6 exons. Gene Ontology annotation, molecular function: Toll binding; growth factor activity. The record is from RefSeq and is a predicted model, not a curated record. NCBI's taxonomy places the organism in Eukaryota, Metazoa, Arthropoda, Insecta, Hymenoptera, Orussidae.